This is a messenger RNA of Penicillium diatomitis, 348 nucleotides long. RefSeq lists its product as uncharacterized. The record is from RefSeq and is a predicted model, not a curated record. The transcript has 5 exons. The coding region runs from base 1 to 348 and encodes 115 amino acids. Gene Ontology annotation, biological process: proton transmembrane transport. Gene Ontology annotation, cellular component: vacuolar proton-transporting V-type ATPase complex. Lineage: Eukaryota; Fungi; Ascomycota; Eurotiomycetes; Eurotiales; Aspergillaceae. Gene Ontology annotation, molecular function: proton-transporting ATPase activity, rotational mechanism.
AUGUCGGCUCAGAACUCCGCGGGCAUUCAGACCCUCCUUGACGCCGAGAGGGAGGCGCAGAAGAUUGUGCAGCAAGACCGUACCAAGCGGAUAAGAGACGCCAAGGCCGAGGCCCAGAAGGAGAUCGAAGAAUAUCGUAACCAGAAGGAGGAGGAAUAUAAGAAGUUCGAGACCGAGCAUUCGAGCGGUUACAGAAAGGCCGAGGAAGAUGCCGAUAAGGAGGCUCAAGAGAAGUUGAAGGAGAUCGAGGCGGCCGGCAAGAAGCAGGGUGACAAGGUUGUCGACGAUCUGAUCCAGGCGACGACUGAUGUCAAGCCCAAGGUGCCGGAGAAGAUUGCAAAGGCAUAA